Larimichthys crocea (large yellow croaker) is the source of this 1610-nucleotide messenger RNA. It is a transcript of the gene taldo1, whose product is annotated as transaldolase 1. Gene Ontology annotation, molecular function: transaldolase activity. The transcript has 8 exons. NCBI's taxonomy places the organism in Eukaryota, Metazoa, Chordata, Actinopteri, Sciaenidae. Bases 84 to 1103 code for a protein of 339 amino acids. Gene Ontology annotation, cellular component: cytoplasm; intracellular anatomical structure. Gene Ontology annotation, biological process: pentose-phosphate shunt; carbohydrate metabolic process; pentose-phosphate shunt, non-oxidative branch. The record is from RefSeq and is a predicted model, not a curated record.
CUCCCGCCCAGUGGUGUCAGGUCCGCGAGCGCUCACGUGUUUGGUGUGUGUGUAUAAAAGGGUCCCAGCCUCUCCUCCUCAUCAUGUCCAGCGAGUCGCCAGACAAACGCCGAAAAAUGUCGGAGUCAGCGCUGAGCCAGCUGAAGAAACACACCGUGGUGGUGGCGGACACGGGAGACUUUAACGCCAUCGAAGAGUACAAGCCUCAAGAUGCCACCACUAACCCGUCCCUCAUCCUGGCUGCUGCUAAGAUGCCGGCCUACCAGCACCUGUUGGAUCAGGCCAUUAAAUACGGCAUUGCCAACGGCGGAACUGAAGAGGAGCAGGUUGCAAACACCAUGGACAAGCUGUUUGUGAGUUUCGGGCUUGAGAUCCUGAAGAAGGUCCCAGGCAGAGUUUCUACUGAGGUGGAUGCCAGGCUGUCUUUUGAUAAAGAUGAAAUGGUUGCCAAAGCCUUGAAGCUCAUUGGGCUCUAUAAAGAGGCAGGCAUCAACAAAGAGCGGGUGCUCAUCAAGCUGUCAUCAACAUGGGAGGGAAUUCAGGCUGGCAAGGAGCUUGAGGAGAAGCACGGUGUUCACUGCAACAUGACGCUGCUGUUCUCCUUCGCUCAGGCUGUAGCCUGCGCAGAGGCGAACGUGACGCUUAUAUCGCCCUUCGUUGGACGCAUCCUCGACUGGUACAAGGAGAACACAGACCGCAAAAGCUACGAGCCACACGAAGACCCAGGCGUGCUGAGCGUGACAAAGAUUUACAACUACUACAAGAAGUUUGGGUACAGCACCGUGGUGAUGGGUGCCUCCUUCAGAAACACAGGUCAAGUGAAAGCCCUGGCAGGCUGCGAUCUGCUCACCAUCUCCCCUGGGCUGCUUGGAGAGCUCAGCCAGGACCACAGCACCAUCGAAGAGAUGCUCAACGUGGAGAAAGCUAAGGACUGUGAUCUGGAGAAGGUCCACCUGGAUGAGAAGGCUUUCCGCUGGGAGCACAACGAGGACCGCAUGGCUGUGGAGAAACUGUCUGAUGGCAUCCGCAAGUUUGCUGCUGACGCCAUCAAGCUGGAGACCAUGAUCAAAGAGAAAAUCCUCAGCGUGAAAAACGGCCAGUAAUGGACAGAUUUUGCACCUCCAGCCGCAUUGACAGGAAAUCUUUGGAGUUCAGAGGCUGCUUUUCUUUGUCCCCAACUUACCCUAGGGGGUAAAACCCCAAGGCACCAGAAGGCAUUCCCUAUCUGCACAUAACCAAACUGAAGGGACCUCCCUCCUCAAUGGACACCUCUCCUUUUUAGGCUAGGACCGUCUGUUUUCUGACCAAACAUAAAUCGAUGCUAAUGUGGGUGUUGAGCUGCUGUAAAAUAUUUACUAGAAAUUUGACCAGAAAAAGGGAGGGGGAAACCUGCAGGAAAAAAUGUUUUAAUGAGACUAAGUCUUGUUAGUUAUAAUAUCAUGUGACUACUAGAAAGAACCGUGAGCACUUUUUCGGCAGGCAAGGACCACCGUUUUGCUAUUAACACCAUUUGGACAAGGUUGAGGGCAGAACUUGAUGAAGACCAUUGCACCAUCAUUCCACAGAAUAUAACGUUUUACUCUUUGAAUAAAUAAAAGUCUGUCAUUACA